Messenger RNA from Mesocricetus auratus (golden hamster), 1452 nucleotides. It is a transcript of the gene CUNH8orf48, whose product is annotated as chromosome unknown C8orf48 homolog. The record is from RefSeq and is a predicted model, not a curated record. The coding region runs from base 137 to 1015 and encodes 292 amino acids. NCBI's taxonomy places the organism in Eukaryota, Metazoa, Chordata, Mammalia, Rodentia, Cricetidae. The transcript has a single exon.
CCAGGAAAGGCAAACCCGGAAGCCUUGGCUCGCGGCAACCAAAGACACCAAAGAUCGUGUCCUAUCGGCUCAUCUUUAUUGAUUCCAGGCCCAGUUUUGACCAGAACAAAGCAGAUGAGGAACCGAGUCCGAGGCAAUGGAAUGGCUAUCUGCUCAGGAGCCGGGCGACUCAGAAGAUCAAGGUGGCCCGGCCCAGACGGACGUAUGUGCUACUCAACUUUCUGAAGAGAUCCCCAGGUCCUGCACAGAUGAGGUACUGAGUUCUGGCUCCAUCAGCUCCUCCAGAGAGCAGCAAUCUUGUUCCCACACUUCCGAGAGCCCACCAGAGAGCGAGAAGGCAAGUACAAGUUCAGAAGAACAAGACGAGCAGCCAGAACUUUCAGUCUUACAGAAGCUUGAAAAUAAGCUGAGUGAGAAGUGGAUCAACCGCAUCAAAACCAAAGAAAUUUAUUCCGAAAGACACCCAUCAGACAGCAGACUCCCAACAGAAACCCCGGUGGGAUCUGCUGAAGAACUGAAUGCCCUGCAGUCAUUUUGUACUAGUAAAGUAAACCUGAUUCACCAGAGAGAGGGUUCAAGAGCCAAGAAAAGCAGCAGACACAAAAGGCUGCAGUUCAGAGGGAUUGCAGAGACUUCUCAGGAAGACGCCUUCAGCUGUGCUGUUCCUGAGGAACUGUUGAGCAGAGUCUGCCUGAAGAACACGAGGGCGACUCUAGCGCACAUAGGGGCUAUUAAACAACAUGUUUCUUCGCAGUGUCCCAGUUGCAAUAGCAAAAGGGCAGAGCUGGCUCGCUCUGACUUCCUGAAACGAAAGAAGACACUACUGGAGUCGCUUCUCCUCCAAGAGAAAAUAGACGAACACCUUCAUACCACAGACCUUCUCACCCGUGUUGGAGAAGCACAUCAUGGCUUCCCCAGGCUUUCAGAUGAUCCUAGGAUCAUCUGGGAGAGACUGACUAGGAAAAUUCAGACGGGAAGCUCUGGCUUUGGAAAGGUAGAUUCAAAGCAGGUGUAAGGUAGUCAAGUACUCUCCCACUUCUCAAAUCACCUAUCCAUCCAGAUAGGAGGCUCCUAAUGAUGAUAUAUAAUGUGUCCAAGCAGGGGAUGGUGACUAUUCAUGAUAACAAUGUGGUAUUCAUACAUGUUCCUUUUGCAUAUUUGAGUAAUUGCCAUCUUUUACAGAGGAAAUUUAGAAACCAAUGUAAAGUUUUCUUCUGCCUCCUUCACGGAGCAAAUUCCGUGCAAUAGUUUUUUCACACUAUCAAAGACAAUUGGAGUAGUUACAAAACCUUUAUAGUCUAGGAGAACGAUACAUAUUGGUAGUUUGGAGUGGUGGUUGACAGUCCAGAAAGAAAGAAAUAAACAGAUGUAAGAUAGUUAGGAAGCGUGGUUGGCUGGUUUUGUUGAUGAAAUGGCUUCGGGGAUUUAAUAAAAACUACAUGUUAAAACGCA